Messenger RNA from Striga asiatica, 1540 nucleotides. The record is from the annotation of a GenBank genome assembly. NCBI's taxonomy places the organism in Eukaryota, Viridiplantae, Streptophyta, Magnoliopsida, Lamiales, Orobanchaceae.
AAAAAAUAAAGUAGAAGUUUCUGAAGGUGCAAAAAGCAAAUAAAUGUGAAUUUUAAUGGCCCUGUUUUAUAUGAAGUUGUGCAAAAUACAACUGCGUGGUGAGGAAAUUGUGCAGUGCUGAGAAAUAAGAACCCACCAUUCUUUCUCUCUUUUCAAAACUAUUCCUUUCUGCUAAGCUAGAAACACACACUCAGAAGCGCACAGAAAAUGGAUAGACAAACCCUAGCUUCGUCAUCUUCAUCCACCAGCGGCGGCGGCUCUAUCAGUCCGCCGCCGCUGGAAGAUGCGUGGUAUAGUACUUGGCUGAAGCUGCUUCCUCAAUGGCAGUCGCUUUGCUCAGGUAGCCAGAAAAUGAUCCGUAUCGAGAUAUCUAGAGUAAAUCAGUUUGAUGCUGCUCGUCUAGAUGUUGAAAUGUCGGCCAUGCUGAAAGAACAGUUGGUUAAAAUAUUUUCUUUGAUGAAGCCAGGAAUGCUUUUUCAAUACGAACCUGAACUUGAUGCUUUUCUUGAGUUUCUUAUAUGGAGAUUUUCCAUCUGGGUUGAUAAGCCUACUCCUGGUAACGCUCUCAUGAAUUUAAGGUAUAGAGAUGAACGUGCAGUUGAAGCAAGGGGAAAAGUUAGAACGGGACUCGAAGGGCCAGGAUUAACUGUUUCUCAGAAAAUUUGGUACUGUAUUGCUUCAGUAGGUGGUCAGUAUAUUUGGGCCCGCCUUCAAUCAUUUUCAGCUUUCCGUAGAUGGGGCGACACAGACCAGAGGUCUCUAGCUCGUCGAAGUUGGUUUCUGCUACAACGCAUAGAAGGAUUAUACAAGGCUGCAUCUUUUGGAAACCUACUCUUAUUUCUUUUGACUGGAAGGUAUAGGAGUCUUAUUGAAAGAGUCUUACAGGCAAGACUCGUCUAUGGGAGCCCUCAUAUGAACCGAUCUGUAAGCUUUGAAUACAUGAACCGGCAGUUGGUAUGGAAUGAAUUCUCGGAAAUGCUGUUGCUGCUGCUUCCUCUUCUAAAUUCAUCAUCGGUUAAAAAAUUUCUCAGUCCGUUCUCGAAAGAUAAAUCUUUUAACUCUGAAGGAGAUGAUGCAUUAUGUCCCAUCUGUCAGACAACCCCUACAACUCCAUUUUUGGCAGUCCCAUGUCAGCACAGGUACUGCUAUUACUGUCUUCGAACGAGGUGUUCUGCAGCCAUGUCCUUCCGGUGCAAUCGAUGCAAUGAGCCAGUUGUAGCUAUGCAGCGACACGGAGGUACUGUCAGCAAGAUUAAUCGAUGAAGAUUUUUUUUUACAAGGUGAAAAGAAAUUAAAAAAAUAAAAUAAUAAAGUAAGCACAAUUAGAAUGAUGUAUGCAAGGUGUCAUAUAUCACACUAUUGAAAUUCAGGAUGCAAGAUUUAUUUAUAUAGAGAAAGUCCCACUCAAUUGGUGAAAUGAUUGUUUCUAUACUUUCAUCCAUGGACAAAAAGAAAAGGUGAAGGAUUUUUCAAACAUAUAAAAGAUAAUAUUUAAGUAUCUAGCUGAAAAAAAAAUGAAUAAUAUAUUUGGAAUUACGUC